CAAUGGGGAAUAUAACUGCUAAAAUUACGAAAAGAGCUAUGAGGCCCUUUAAGAAUUUUGCUGUGGAAGCGCGUACCGAAAGAGUGUUGGCAAAGGAAAAGCCAAUAUCGGCUCCAUGGCACCCUACCACACAGAAGAGAAUUGACGAAAUCAUGAAAAAUAAUCCACAUUUGAUGGAGGAACAAUCCAACAAUAAAGAUGAGACCUUAAACAGUCGCCUGAAAGAAGUUUAUGUAACUUCACAUGACAAACCAGAAAUACCUAUAAGCACAGAAAAGCCCCUUCCAUCACACAGAAAAAGUGUUGAACAAGCAGAAUUUGGUUACCAAGAACCUGUCAGAGUAACAAGAGGGAAAUUGAGUAUUCGCCAAGCACUAGUGCUUAUCGGGAGACAUCAACAGGAUCCUGCUAAAUAUGAUGCUCUGGCAUUGGCAAAGGAAUUCACCAUUCACCCGAUAGUGUCAGGAAACAUUUUAAAACACUUUAAAACUUUUGAAUACUACAAGCCACCAAAAGUCAAAACUGCAAUAGAGGUCAAAGAUUAUAUAGAUUUGAAAUCUUUACCAGCAGCAAAUGAAACAGCAGUCCAACCCCAAAUAGAAGACCAUAAAAUUAAGAGCUGAUUUAAAAUGAAUGUACUUAAUUGUAGGGAAAAAGAAAAACCAUUUCAAUAAAGUAUAAAACAUA
Messenger RNA from Daphnia pulex (common water flea), 687 nucleotides. RefSeq names its product protein NDUFAF4 homolog. The record is from RefSeq and is a predicted model, not a curated record. Gene Ontology annotation, biological process: mitochondrial respiratory chain complex I assembly. The coding region runs from base 3 to 623 and encodes 206 amino acids. Gene Ontology annotation, cellular component: mitochondrion. The transcript has 3 exons. NCBI's taxonomy places the organism in Eukaryota, Metazoa, Arthropoda, Branchiopoda, Diplostraca, Daphniidae.